UGUGUACGCCAUAGAUCCUGGAGGUGGCUCCUUCACAACUCUCAGGGAAUCUGGAUUGAGCAAAAACGUGCCGCCUCGGGGUCCCCGAAGACUGGUUUGAGAAACGGUGGUGUUUGUUACGUUACUGAUCAAUUACAGUUCACCUUCCCAUGCUCUAGGUGGCGGUAUUAUAUCUAUUCCCUGUGAAAUCUGCCGAUCAGUGAAGUAGUGCAGAAUUUCAGAAUGUAGCUCGGCCUGGUAGCCGACGUCCAGUUGUGCACCUUUUUUCCCCCCUUAAUGAUUUUUAAUUUAGUCGGAUCGCGGAGGAUAAUGAGCAAAAGCUGAAGGCUUUUUUGCCAGACGACAUGUUUCGUGGUGAUCCGCAGCACAGCGAAGAGGCGCGCCAGUACGGCCCAAGGGGCCUAACGCUCCCCACUCCCAAUAUGGCUCGGUAUGACCCCGCCUAUGGUUCGGUGUUGCGUCCCGAUCGGCCGGGUCCCCGGGGGCCGUAUGCUCCGUGCGUGCGGCACUUAGCCGCUUUCCCUCCGCCGCCCCAACAGCGUCCUCCGCAGUGCAAGGUGCUGCCGUUCCCGGGCUCGGGGGGGAGCCGAGGGCAGGGCGACGGGCUCCGCGAAGAUGGCUUCGGACAGCCACAGGCCUCAGCAUCCAUUCACAGAGGCAUCUCCGUGGAGUCCGCAGCCUCAUCCAUGUGCCCUGGGGAGGCCGGAUCACCACCAGAACAGGGAGGCCAGAGACAGCCAGACAACAGCGCCAAAGCUGGUGAGGAAUUUCUUCGACUUCUUGCAGCUAAAGAAAGAAUACAUGCAAUUCAUGACAGAGGAGAUGUGCGGUACCCAACUGCCCACCACGACGCAGCUUUCGACGGCUGCAGUUCCUCGAGGCGGAGCCCAGUCAGGGGGAGGAGUCAAGGCCCACAAGGCACCAGGAGAAGCAGGGGGCGGAGCAGAAGCCAGUCUAGAAGCAGGAGCCGUGGAAAAAGCAGGGGGCGGAGCCGUGGGAAAAGCAGAGGGCGGAGCCGGAGCCGUGGGAAAAGCAGGGGGCGGAGCCAGAGCCGUGGGAAAAGCAGGGGGCGGAGCCAGAGCCGUCCUCACAGCAGGAGUCGGAGCCGCGGAAAAAGCCAAGGGCAGAGUGAGAGUCCGAAUGUGCAGGCGGAAAGGAGUCUCGGUGAUGGGACUCCCGAUAUUCUCUGGAAGCUGCGGCUGGUGCAUCGACGCAAAGAGCUGGAGAAGCUGCUGCUGGAGGCCAAGAGGCUCAUCCUGCAGAGACGGGAAUCCCCAGGAGAGGGCACCGUGGAGCAGCAGGGCAGCGGUAUGUCUAUGGAGGCCAGACACUUCCUCAACACCAUCGCCAAGGGGAUGGAGUCAGGCCUUCUGGCAUCCAUCCUGGGGGAGAGGAAGGAAGAGAUGGGGGAGGAGUCCCGUGAGGUGGGUGAAAAAGUAGUCAACAUCUCCGGCGUGCAACAGGAGACACGGACGGAGAAUACCUGCGAUUCUCUCCUCCCUCACGAGAAGGUUGGGCUGGACGUGGGCGGGUUCUCCCGCAUUUUGGGCCUGAUGGGAGAUUCAGGAGGCCAGCAGGACGGGAAGAAAAACUUCACAGACAUAGAGGAUGAGGAGCGGUUCCUCUAUGGGGAUGAAGAAGAGGUAGGGGAGGAGCUGGCUGGUGCCUCAUCCUUGGUGGGAUCCACACGGCCGCAGAAUCAGCCUGCAACACAGGAGGGCGCAAAGCCUAAAAGCAAGCAAGAGUCCCUGGGCAGGCAGGGAGCUGCAGAGAAGCUGGGCGUGGAGGAGGUGAAGAAACUUCUGCUGAAGGCCGCUGGGCUGGGCCUCGGUGUGGCUGAGGCAGCCAGGAUACCGAGUGGGCUGCGGGGAAAGGGGACAGAGUCAGCGGCACCCGGCCACACAGAGACACGCCAGCAUCCCUCGUCCCAUCUGCCAGUCCAGGGGGUGUGGCCCAGCGAUGGCCCCAUUUGUGUGACAGUGCCAGGACGUGACAAGAAGGCUGGGGGAGGGCGGAGGUUUGGAGACAAAAUUGGAGGAGAGGGUGUCCAAGGCCGUGCUGUGACGGUGUGUCGGGCACCUUCGGACCCCCCAGCGGACCAGCAGAUUGCCACUACGAACUCGCCUUUCCCAUUGACACGGACCCCUCCUAAGGGGAACCAGCAGUGCGUCAUGCGGCCCCUCUUUCCUGCCUACCUUGCACCCUCACGGCAGCCGGUGAUGCUGGAGCUGCCAUCUGCCUCAGUGGCAGUUCCAGCACCCUCUAAGGCAGAGAGCAUGCAGAGUGACCGCGGCUGGAGCCAACAAGAGAAGCCAUCGGGAGAAAGAUGCGAGGUCAUCAAAGGAGCAGAGCCGUCAGCCCAGGUGGAGAGCAGGAAGGAGUUCCACGUCAUGGAGCUCAAGAGGUUACUGGAGCAUCAAGGCUGUGACUUCAUCGUCCCCGUGGUUGGCUUCUACUGCCAGCUGUGUGAAGAGUUUCUGGGAGACAUGGCCUCUGCCAAGAUGCACAUGGCGCGCCAUCCCCGUGACGACCAGCCAAAGAAGCAGGAUCCUGCCACAGGGGGGCGCUCCACUCAAAAGCGAGGCCAUGAGGAAGCAGAUCUGGGUCCUUGGAGAACCUCAGAGUGGGCCGUUCCAGAAAGAAAGACAGAAAGGUCACUGCUGGUCACAGAGUUUGCCGGUGUGACAAAGUGUAGCAGGAGGGACCUGGCGGAGGGAAAGGGCGUGGCAGGCGGAGGUACGGUGAACAGCCCCGAAGGGUGUGAGAAGGAGGAGGAGGAGAAGAAGAAGAAGAAGAAGAAAAAAGAGAAGAAGAAGAAAGAGAAGAAGAAGAAAAAGAGGAAAGACUGACUGGCAGCAUUAAUGGUGCGGUGAUUCCUGAGCUGAUAGUCGCAGCACCACCACUGUUAAAGUAUGCAUUUGCUGUAACAUUGUCAUGGUUACCUGCAGGAUGAUGUGCAUGCGGUACAUUGUAUUUAUAAAAAACCAGACUUACAAGCUCCUUAAAUUGGUAAUUGUGCUUCCCUCUCAGAAAUUACUCAAUUUCAGUCUUUGAUAAUUUUUCUUAUGAUUGAUGGUGUAGUGUCUUCUGACUGUCCAACAAACUAUAUUUUAAUAAAAAUAAAAUAGCCCAUCUGACAGGGCGAGAUCAUAGAGCCUUUUGAUGGAGAUUGGUCGCUGUCAAUUGAUGGAUCAGUAAGCCAGUAAUAAGGACACGAACUUGAUGUGAGCACCAAUAUGGAACCAGUGAAUAAAAAGUGUGUGUGUG
Messenger RNA from Paramormyrops kingsleyae, 3267 nucleotides. RefSeq lists its product as uncharacterized. The record is from RefSeq and is a predicted model, not a curated record. Gene Ontology annotation, cellular component: nucleoplasm. Lineage: Eukaryota; Metazoa; Chordata; Actinopteri; Osteoglossiformes; Mormyridae. Gene Ontology annotation, biological process: positive regulation of DNA-templated transcription; negative regulation of DNA-templated transcription.